AUGGGCAUUCCUAGAAAGGAAGCCAUUUCGUUAUUGGAUUUCAUACUUAUUGCAUGGCUUUUUGCAAUCACUUCAGAUGCUCAAGCAAUUGUUCCAGCACUGAUAACAUUUGCUGAUUCUCUGGGAUUUACUUCAUAUCCUCUUGCAUAUCUAAGCCCUCGAGCAUCAGGGAAAAACCUUCUUAUUGGAGCCAGCUUUGCUUCUGCUGCAUCUGGUUAUGAUGAUCGAACAGCCCACUUAAAUAAUGCACUGUCAAUAUCGCAGCAAGUGAAGCAUUUCCAGGAGUACAUCAAGAAGUUAGAAAGGAUAGCUGGGCCUAAAAACGCCUCACUUAUAAUCAAGGAUGCAUUGUACGUUAUAGGCUUUGGCACUGCUGACUUCAAUCAAAAUUAUUACAUCAAUCCUGCCAUUAACAAAGUCUACACCCCUGAUCAGUAUUCUUCCUACCUGAUUGGUAAAUUUUCAAGCUUCAUCAAGGAUCUGUAUGGAUUAGGAGCCAGGAGAAUCGGUGUGACAUCACUGCCACCAUUGGGGUGCACUCCGGCAGCCCGAAUUUUGUACGGUCGUCCCCAUGGACAAGGUGGAUGUGUGGCUAAACAAAACAGAGACGCACUACUGUUUAAUAUGAAACUCAACCACACCUCAUCCCGGCUCCUGAAACAGCUUCCAGGACUCAAGUUAGCAGUUUUCGACAUUUUCAAGCCCUUUUACGAUUUUAUCAAAAGUCCUUCAGAUUAUGGUUUCAAAGAAACAACCAGAGGUUGUUGUAGAACAGGGGCAGUUCAAAACACUGCAUUUUUGUGCAAUAAAAGAUUGCGAGGAACCUGCAGGAAUGCGACGGAAUAUGUGUUCUGGGAUGGUGUACAUCUAUCGGAGGCAGCCAAUCAGUUCGUUGCCGAUUCUUUAAUCAGCCAAGGAAUAAGCCUUAUAAUUUGA
Molecule: messenger RNA, 936 nt
Organism: Oldenlandia corymbosa var. corymbosa
Lineage: Eukaryota; Viridiplantae; Streptophyta; Magnoliopsida; Gentianales; Rubiaceae
Source: the annotation of a GenBank genome assembly